GUCAGUACUGCUCUACUAAGCUGAGUACGUAUUCCUGAUGCGGGACGACAGAGUAUCGAUGUAAGCCCCGCGUUAAUAUGCAGUACUUCCCCGAGGACCUCACGUUGCUUUUGUAAUACACGUGAACUACACGUACUAAAUUCUUUUAUUAUCAAGCUAAUAGCACCGAGAGUUAAAUAACCAAGACCGCACGAGGCUUGUAGUUGUGAUUUACGAGGACUUGGUAGAUUUCUACACGAUACGACCCCCUUUACACAAGACAGCGGGUAUCAUAUUCUUUGAGAUGGAGAUGUUUUAUACUAUUGCAGUGGUUUUCAUUUUGAUCUUUCUCACGACGGCGUGGACGUCAAAAAGAACGUGGCUUAUGACAGAUUUAGUUGCGACCACAGUGUUUGGCUUGAUCAAACUGGUGUAUCCUCACGUUUUACUCCAAACUCAGACAAAUAUUGACUUUGAUUCAACCCACGUGUUCCUUACUCGGAUAUAUGCCACAGUGAUCCUGGGCUCCAAUGUCUUUUACCUCUUGUCAAGAAGUUCUGUUGAUGAGCGAGUGUCGUCUGCUGUCCUCUCAUCAAGAGUUUUGGCAACAUCAUGUAUGCUACUUUCCAAAUUUUAUGUGCAAGUGAUGGAGAAGAACUCACCUCUCACUGAUGAGCACUUGUACUUUGGCUUUCUGGGAACACUUCUUUGGUUACUUGGUAACCUUAUCCAUAUCAUAUUGAACAGACCACCAGAGCAGUUUCAAGGAGGAAGUAAAAAUAUGAAUGCUUUCUUAGGACUUGAUUACUACGCCACAUUUCUCUUGGGAAUUGCACACUUGGCUUUCCCUCAAGUUGUGCUGUUGAAGCUGUUUAGAUAUACUGCAAUAGAUGGUCUCCACACGCACACCACUCGCCUUCUUGGUACCAUGCUUAUUGCUAGCGCCUUGCUGUCUCAGGCAGCCAGAGAGUUCACAUAUGACAAGGAUAAACAGGCUGUUCUGUUGGGCAGAGUAUUGAUUCCAGUAUUACAGCUUUUUGUGAUUCUGUAUCAUCAUGCUGCUCUGGAGGCCUUAACUGUGCAUCAAGUGCUGUGGAUGUGUGGAACUUUGGUGGGUCCUGCUCUGCUUAAUGCCACCCUUGGGAUAUUCAUGAAUCCAGUGAAACCACCAAGAGGUGAUAAAAAAUAUGACUAAGCAUCACAAUUAGAAUAAUGGUGUAAUGUAUUUUUUUUCAACCUGUGGUAUAUAAGAAAGGCAUUUAUAAACGUUUUAGGUAAUGUAAGCUAGAUAGUUAUUUUUUGUGAUCAAUUACAAAAUAACGAAAUUGUGAUUAUUUUGUGAAGCUUGUUUACUCAACUGUGUAUAAAAUGUUGUCAGCCAUGUUGUCUUUAGAUUGCACAAUUUUAAUAAAGUGAUAAGCAUCAAUGUGGACUAUAGAGGACCAUUUUUAAAUUAAAAUAUUAUUAAUAUAGUCUUUCAGCAUGUUAGUGUUGAGCUAGCUUGAAACUGUUCCUUUUUAAUACGUAGUCACACAUACUUAGUGAUAUUUUGAAUAGGCAUUGCAGGUGUGUAGAUGGAAGAAUUUUGUUGAAAGUGUGUAAAUAUAACUUUUUUUAUGUAUUUGGGGUAGAUAUGUUGGACUUAAGAGUGAUGGUGGCUGAAACAAUGUGGUGAUAUUUUAAAUGUUAGAGCAUGUAUUUUAUAUUUUAAAUAUACAGACAUGAGCAGCAUUACUCAAUUACUUUUUUCAGCCAAUUUUGCAUAAUGUAGAUUAAUCAUUGUCAGCCAAUUUGCCCUCUGUGUCUUUGUCACUUAACUGAAAAGGAAACAAACUACCUAGCUAGAUAUUAAAAAUGUUGAAGUUUAAAAAACAGAGAUUAAAAAUCUUUAAUGCAUCUGUGGGUUAAGAGCAAUUUCAUUCAAGACACAUAUUAUUAUUGAAAGUAACUUAUAUUAUGACCAUUGUUUAAUUAUGUAAAGUUACACAAAAAGAUAAGAAGUCCUUUGACUUCAGGUACUCAGACAGCAGCAGGGUUGAUUGGUUGUUCUUUCAUUUAAUACAGUCUAUUUAUUAUAAGUCUUAUUUAGGAUAUGCAGAUAUUUUUUAUGCUGUUUACAUUGUAAAUAGUAAAUGUUUUGUGUUUUCAUUUUCACCUUUUGUAACAUUUCAAACCACCUUUUACAUGUAUGUACAAGACUGAAGCAUACAAGAUAAUUUCUAGAAUUUGAAUCAAAAUUAUUACUUCUGUAGGAGAGGCUAACUGGUUGAUUUCAGUUCUGUUUUGCUAAAGUCUGAAUUUAAAGUCAGCGGGAAGGUUUCCAUCAGAUAAUGUGGACAUAAUCAAAUGAAUUUUUUGUAACAGGAUCUCAAGUAAGCCAUGGCUUUGUUGGAUUAAAUGUAAUGAAUCUCAUAUUCUUACUCAUUAAGUACAUAGUGAAGAUUGUAUUUCUUAUCUUUGUAAUCAAAAAUAUAUUUAUGGCAACAGAUGAUAGGUAUUAACUUUUCCAGUAAGGUGGCUUGAUCGAAUAUUUUUUUCGCACAAGAUAGAUAUGAAGAAACAAGACCAACAAAAGUAUAGUCUUUUUGUUAUACAGCUGGGGUAAUCUAUAUCACAAUAUGAAUAAGUAUUACAUGAAUCAAAUAUUUUUUAGAUUUUUAUUUCAAAUGAAAAGAUUGGAAGUACAUUUUGAAGAAAAUGUAAAAGCAUAAUUAUUUUCAUUGAAUAAAUAUAACAAUAUAAGAUAAGUUUUCAUCAACUGACAACCUGUUAUCAAGCACUGCAUUAAAAAAAGUAUUAAUAAAUUAAGCACAUAA
Molecule: messenger RNA, 2795 nt
Organism: Lingula anatina
Lineage: Eukaryota; Metazoa; Brachiopoda; Lingulata; Lingulida; Lingulidae
Source: RefSeq, a predicted model, not a curated record